AUGGUAUCUACACCGCCAGAAAAAUCCAAUAUCCGGCCGAGAAUCUAUCUUCGUGAUUUUAAUGCUACCUUAAUUUGCUCCGUUGCCCUGCUUUUCUUCUCGGCCUUGAGUUACGGGUUCAGUGAUCAGUCAUUCGCUUCGACACAGGCUACUUUUGCGUUUAAAAAGCAGUUCGGCGACUAUAAGCCCAAGGAAAAAACAUAUGCUUUGCCGGCUUUGUAUCUGAGUCUUUUGAAUAGCUUAAAAGCGGGGACUCAGCUCGUUGGUGUCAUCAUCGGAAACUUUAUCAGCAAGCACUAUGGUCGACGAUGGUGUAUCUUCGUUAUGAGUCUAUAUUCCCUGGGGAGUGUGUCGGUUAUUGUAUCCGGUACCAGCCGCGGGCAAAUGCUUGCGGGCAGGAGUAUCCAUUAUAUCUACUUGGGAAUGCAACUGGCCGUCAUUCCGACUUUCCUAGCUGAGAUCUCUCCCACGCACCUUCGAGGUGGAACAGGGGCUCUCUAUUGGCUGAGUAUAAAGUGUGGUGGACUAUUAGUCACUGGUAUCGUCAGGGCUACUUCGACGAACAAAUCCAAUAUCGCCUGGCAACUUCCGAUAGGAUUGAUCUUAACCUUCCCCUUUUUGGUGGCUGCUCUCGUGUGGUUCAUUCCUGAGUCCCCUCGCUGGCUGCUGCUAGUUGAUCGACAUGACGAGGCUCUAGCAGCACUCACCCGACUCCGCCAAACCCGCGCAGAAAAACGAAACAAAGUCCCCAUAUCAACCGAGAUCCUAGUGGAGUUUACAGGCCUCACCGGAACAGUUGAAGGUAUAAAAACGGCUCGAUGCGAGAAGGGGGGAUCUCGAAUUCGACAAUUCUUCUCCAUCUUUAACCGCUCCAACUUUCGUCGUACCUUCAUCGUUGUUUUCCUUCUCUUCUUUCAGCAGUCUACGGGGCAAUCAUUCGCCUCACAAUACAGUACCCUCUUUGUCCAGGCCUUGAACACUGUCAACCCAUUCAGCGUAACCCUCGGCACCAACGCCGUCGAUAUCGGGGGUAUUCUUUGUUGCAUUCUUCUCGCAGACCGACUGGGCCGCAAACCAGUUCUCAUAAUCUCGGCUGUCCUUCAGACUGCCGCUUUGCUUACGAUGGGCGGCUUGGGCACGACAGACCCUUCGACUUCAGCAGACUCCGAUUCUAUCAAGGCUGGUAUUGUGGCUAUGCUUCUCCUUUUCUCUUUCGGUUGGUCUUUUGGAUAUGCGCCUCUGGCAUAUGUCGUAGCUGCCGAACUACCUUCUCCAUAUCUCCGGGAGUAUACGCUGAACGUGGCCUAUACAGUGAAAUUAACCAUGGAAUUCGUUGUAUCAUUCACCUAUUCGUACCUUGAAGACCCCGACAAGGCCAAUCUGGGUGGGAAACUCGGGUUCAUCUACGGCUCUAUAGCUUUUUUGGCGCUGAUAUUUAGUAUUCUGUUCGUGCCUGAGACGAAGAACAUCGAACUCGAGGAAAUGGAUGAAAGGUUUGGUGUGGCUGCAGAUAAUUCUAUACUGGAAAAAGGGACUACCGAAGACCCAAUAGAUGUCAAACGGUAG
This is a messenger RNA of Talaromyces stipitatus ATCC 10500, 1566 nucleotides long. RefSeq names its product sugar transport protein, putative. Bases 1 to 1566 code for a protein of 521 amino acids. The record is from RefSeq and is a predicted model, not a curated record. The transcript has 5 exons. Lineage: Eukaryota; Fungi; Ascomycota; Eurotiomycetes; Eurotiales; Trichocomaceae. Gene Ontology annotation, biological process: transmembrane transport; carbohydrate transport. Gene Ontology annotation, cellular component: membrane. Gene Ontology annotation, molecular function: carbohydrate:proton symporter activity.